Puntigrus tetrazona (Sumatra barb) is the source of this 2496-nucleotide messenger RNA. RefSeq lists its product as uncharacterized. NCBI's taxonomy places the organism in Eukaryota, Metazoa, Chordata, Actinopteri, Cypriniformes, Cyprinidae. The coding region runs from base 16 to 2496 and encodes 826 amino acids. The transcript has 16 exons. Gene Ontology annotation, molecular function: protein binding. The record is from RefSeq and is a predicted model, not a curated record.
GAGUAGGAAGUAGAGAUGGACAUGGCAAACCAUGCGGAUAACCGACAUUCCAGGCGAGAAAACAGUAUCGGUGUUGUACAAAGGUUCCUGUGUUGCUCCUGCUUCCAGACGGGCGAGAACGACCGCUUGGAGUACAAUCAGGAAAAGCCACAGAAUCCCAAGGCUGUUGUGGAUGAAGAGAACGUCCAUAUUGUUGUUGAAGAUUUGGGAAUAGACAACCCAGGAUUUAGCCUUUCUGAUGUUGAGCACAAAGGUCUACUUCAACAGAUCACCAUAGGCCGUUCUGCCAGUUCUGUGUCCAUGUGCCAAAGAGCAGUUCUGAAGAAGAAACUCGCACCACUUUCCUCUUUACCGCUUCAGUCUAGAGCGAUCCAAAACAGUGAGGACGACUGUACUGUUGACUCUCUUCUGUAUGGUUCUGGCAGCAGUAAUGCUGGAGAUGGUUGUCUUCUCACUCCUCCGGUCAUUAACCUCAUACCUCCAACACCUUCUGAUGUAAUAGAUGAUGACCAGUUCUUUGACAUAAACUCAGAAGAAGAGAGUCUACAGCAAACAUCAGGCAGCGAAGGAGUGGAUAGUAUUGGCAGUGCUGCUAUGGGAGAGCAAGAGAGCGAGGAAGAUGUAGACCAAGACUUGGGGUCUGAAGUUAAUUGUAAGACAAAAGAUGAAGAACACCCACAGGUGAAGUCUCCAGAAAAAGAAACAGCCAAAAAGAAGAGCAUAGACAAGUCUACAAUCCAUUUCCUGCAUAGCAACUUUCAUGUACCUCUUCUUCCUGAAUACCCACGAAAACGAAGCCUUAAUACUGGAAUCAGUUUGCUGCAGUUCACUGAACAUAAUCUGGAUGACUUGAGCAACAAGGAUGCCAGCAGCCAUGAGUUGCUAAAGGAAGAGUUGAGGCUCCUACCGCUAAGCAGUAAGAUAAGCAUGUUAACACACCGAAAGAAACCAGCCACUAGGUCCUGUAGUUUGGGCGAUACAGUGACAAGAAGUCAUACCUUUCACGCCACAUGUCAAGGAAGAGAUGAAAUCCUUGUAGAUGAGGAAUCUCCACGUCAAAGGAGGAUAACUGUUGCAUCAUACAUUCCUCAGACCAUGGACCAUACUGGAAAAAGUGCAGUGAAGUGGGAUUCUAAUGGGUACAGAGCCAAAACGUUAGCAGAGCUGAACACGGAGGAGGUUUGCCAGUGGUUUAGCAAUAUUGGUCUACAGAAAUGCCUGCCCUUCAUUAGAGAGGCAGAAUUCAGUGGAUCUCACAUUGCUUCUAUUGAUCUCAACACCCUUGAAAUCCUUCAAGUGUCUGAUCUGGAGGAGAAAGAGAGGCUGCUGUCUGCCAUUUACCUUGAGUUACACCCACCAAACUCCACCACCCAAAGACUCGACUCCCUCCUUGAAAGGUUUGGUCCACAUAAUGUUGAGAAAUUCACAGCAGCUUUGGUGUCCAUGACCAAGUCAAAAUCUUCUCCUCAAGUUAGCAGCAUCAACAUAAACCGUUGCUCAUUCAGAUUCAGACAGAAAGAGCAAAAUGGUAAAUUUCAGAACAACUCACAUCUCAUUGAAAUCACAGUGAAUGUGUCAGAUCGAACAGUCCAUUUAAGGACACCCAAAGAGACAAGUGUGGGAAAAGUGGUGGAGUCCUGUUUGAGGAUGCUGGGAAUUAAUGAAGACAAAGAUCACUUCAAUCUAAAAAGCAGUGAAGAUGAGUUCUCCCCUGAGCAGCAGAUUGGAGACUUGCCUGGCUCAGAGACGAGACUAAUGGAGCUUUACUUAUAUAGGAAGGAAACAGCGGAAGUGGGUCCUCAUUCAUCUGAUAACAACAUUAUUUGUACCACUGACAAUAUUCAGAGUAAAAAUCUGCUAAACAGCACUGGGAAGAUUCAGGAGCUAAAUCAACAGGUGGCCUCCCUCCAAAAUGUUAUCAUACAGGUUCAGGAGCUUUACCAUGGUCUGGUAGCCUUCUGUUCAGAGCUGAAGAAGAUGGAGGGGAGAUGGAUGCAGUGCAAACAGACAGCUUUGAAGCCAUCGGAGGUCCGGCUUCUGGAGAAGAUGAGGCUAAACUGCCAGGUGUUUAAAGACGAGAUCACACUAGUCCACCUCAAUCGACAAGUGACCCACCUACGUGAAGUUCUGGAGAAGAUGCAGGCCAAGGAGAAAGCAGAGAGGAAGAGCCCUACUCUGACUCAGCUGGUCUCUUUGCAGUCUCCUGUCAUGCUGGUGGCCACCCAAGUGAAAGCAGACCCAGAUGGUCAUUACGGUUUCUCUGCACACUGGGUAGAGGGCCAGGGUCUGAUUGUGGUACACAGUGAGGGUGCUAAUCUCUGCAUGAAUGACAGGCUUGUGGAGGUAAACGGAGUUAACGUCUUGGGGAGUAGUGAGGAUGAGCUGAAGCUGAUGCUUAAGACACACAGUGCUCACAUCGUUGUUCUUCGCCAGCUGGCCCAAGAACUUCCACAAGAAGAACCAUCUGCCCCCACUUCAGACAAACUUCAGCUCUGA